GUAACGUAGACGUAGUCGAUAAAUGUGCUUUCAGAAGUUACUUGCAGCUUUGACCGUAAGAGCUCAGUCUGCCCCUCUUCCUUGUUUUCUCCUUCUAUUUGGACUGAUCCAGAUUUUGGCCUGCCACUCUCAGGGGCAGGAAUCGAUCCAGACCACAGCCAAGAGGGCAACAUGCAGAAAUUUAUCUUCUUUUUUGCUGUAGGAGCCUGGGCUGUUACUCAAGGAACUGCAGAGGAAGAUUAUGUGGAAAUUUGGCCCCCAAAUCCUUUGGUGGAAUUUGGAGGCUCUCUUGACCUGAAUUGCACCAGUACCUGUGAACAUAUUGGCAUUGAGUCUGCCUAUACAAAGGUUCCCAUUGGAAAUGGUUCCAAUUGGAAAUCCUUUCGUCUCAGCAAUGUGAACUUCUGGGCAGCCAGCCCUUUGUGCUAUGCUGAAUGUAAGACUGGACAGAAGAAAUCUCCAAAGGCAAACAUCAUUAUUUAUAAAUCUCCAGCAAGUAUUAAACUGUUUCCAGUACCAGAUAUGGAAGUGAACGAGACGUAUGAAUUGACAUGCUGGGUUUUGGGUGUAGCCCCCAUCCGGGACCUCACUGUGACCUUUCUGAAAGGAGAAGAGCAACUUCUGAUAGAAACCUUUGAGGAUCACCCUUGGCCUGAAGCUGAUGCUGUUGAGGUCAACCAUAUCAUAAAAGCUCAGAAAGAUGACUACAACAAGACAAUCACCUGCCAAACAUCCCUGGAUCUGAGACCAAGAGGACCACUCCUGAAAAACACCUCCCAGGGCAUAUCAUUAUGGACUUUUGAUUUUCAAAAGUAUCCGCUGCUCCACGCUGGCCUGUUCUUAGAAGCUGGGACCUCGAUGAAAGUGACGUGUGAUACACCUGAGGUUUCCCCAGCCGAAGAAGCCAUCUUUGGUCUGUGGUUUGCAGGGAAACCUCUGACCUUCAACACCACUGUGAUGGGGGACUUGGCAAGUGCCCAGGCUGUGAUAGCCUCUUCCUCAGUUGGAGAGCACCAGUUGCUCUGCUCGGUGUCUCUGGGGCCAGUGGCCAAAAAUGUGACAAAGAUGGUGAAUGUGUUUGAUCGUCCCCAAAUAGAUGAUUCCAAAUGUCCCCAUGCCCUGACUUGGAAGGAGGGAAGUACAACAUCAUUUACUUGUUCAGCCAUGGGAAACCCCACACCAACUGUUCAGUGCUGGAAAGAUGGGCGACCUUAUAACAUUGGGGAACCACAGCUAGUCCAGAGAGAGCAUGGUGGCAUUUAUCACUGUAAUGCUACCAACCAGUAUGGAUUUGAUGUUAGACAUGUGACCGUACACGUUGAAUCUCCUCAAUCCAUUGGCCAUAUCAUUGGCUAUAUAGUUGCUGUGGUGGUGUUUAUUGCUCUUGUGGCUGGUAUAGCUUAUUGGAUAAGCUAUAAACAAAAGAUUGGGGUAUACCGACUGCGGCCGCAAAAGAAGCAGCAACAGCCACCACAAACUGCCCAAAACUCAGCGGAGCAAAGAUUCCUGAACGGCAAAGCAAAUGUCUAAACAGACCGGUGUUUACUACAAACUGAAGAACCACUUGUCCCAAUGCCAGCAGGAGUGUAGCUGUGUUCAGUGUUCAUCACUCUACUUAGCUGCAAAAAGAAGAUGUUAAUUACAUGCCGUCAAGUCGUUAUUCAUUUAUAUUUUCUUGGGCUGAGUUAUCUAGGCAUUUCUGAGUAAGAGCAUUUGUAAAAGCCUCAGUGAAAGCAUGCAACCGCAAAGGUGCAUUGCACCAUUGCUUCUUGAUUUUGUUGAGGAGAUCCUACUCUAAGUCCUACUUCAUGGUCAUCUGGGAGAAGAAAGUGUCUUGAGGAAGAAGAUUUUAUUUUUCUAUAGUGUAUUCUUAAGCACUUGGUAUAACUUGACAGCCUUCUUUGGGGAUGCUUUCAUUGGCACUGCCCAGGGGUAGAACAAUAGUUCUGAAGUGCUUGCCUGCAUGCUGCAGAUGGGACUUAGAAGUAAACCAAAAGUAUCUGUAACGCAACUCAUGCUCAUUGCUAACUUUCAUGAGUUAACAACUUAGUUCAUUGCUAAGUUUCGUUGAAACUUCAAGCCCUCAAAAUGACUAUGAAUGACAAAUAUGACCACAGAAUAUAUGUCAACAUAUGAAUGUUUUACAUAUAGGUAUAUAAUACUUAUUUCAGGAGGGAGGAGAGGAAGCCUUUGUGUUUCUCUUAUGCUGGGACCCAGUCCUAGAAAGAACGAAUAAUGGACCUUAAGAUACAGAGGGCUGAGAACCGCUGAUGUUAGAAUUCUUUUGUGAGAAAAAGCAAAUGCAAUCACUUGUGUUGAAGGACUCUCCUCGGCAGAAAGAAAUGCAUUUGUGGCAGACAAGAUAUGUGCACGAAAGAAUAAGUUAAUGAAAGUGAGAUGCCUUGAAGGACCAGGCAGGAACAGACUGAUCUUCUGGCCAUCCAUUUCCUCUUGGAGAAUGAAAGGGACAUGAUUAUAUGAGCACAUAUGUCCAGCCCAUUAAAAAAUGAGUGACUGUC
Molecule: messenger RNA, 2519 nt
Organism: Thamnophis elegans (Western terrestrial garter snake)
Lineage: Eukaryota; Metazoa; Chordata; Lepidosauria; Squamata; Natricidae
Product: intercellular adhesion molecule 1-like
Exons: 6
Coding region: 172-1530 (452 amino acids)
Biological process (GO): cell-cell adhesion
Cellular component (GO): membrane
Molecular function (GO): integrin binding
Source: RefSeq, a predicted model, not a curated record